CUUUCCUAUGCAAAUUAUUCUAUUGCUUCUGUUUCUAGGAACAGAUGGUACAAAAGUUUGAAAGAAGUCUGCAUCGAUGACUCUAUUCCAUUAGCGGCGUUAAACAACCUCCCUCAAAAUCUUAAAGAUGAGUGAAGAUUCUUGUCCAGGAAAACCAGGAGAUUUAGUGGUAUUCAUAAGAGAGAAGGGUUUAUAUAGACACUAUGCGGUGAAUGUGGGUGACGGCUACAUCAUACAUGCAACUUCCGUGUCAGACGAGCCUGUGGGCAGUUGUAUAUGUACAAGCUCAAAAAUGGCAAAGAUAAAGAAAGAAAAGUACAGUCAUUUUAAGAAACAAGGGAAUGAAGUAAGAGUUGAAGACGGUUCUUGGAAAGGCAAACCACCGCUUCCCGUCGAGAAAAUCAUCAUGAGAGCUAAGUCGCAAGUCGGCAGGAGUAUAUUUUACAGCAUACUGUCUAACAACUGUGAGCAUUUCGCUCGCUGGUGCCGCUACGGAGAAGAAAGUAGUGACCAAGCCAAAAACCUCGGUAUUGGGCUUGUAGUAUUAGGUUUGGCUUUGGUUGGUUAUUUCUGGUCACGCAAGUAAAAAAAGUAAGGAAUAUGGCGUACCAUCCCCGCCAAAAUGCAUGGUUUCAAUUUGAAGUUCAUCACAUGAAUUUUACACUCUAGUAGAUUAUUUCAUAUUGCUGUAUUUUACAUGCUUCAUCAAGGUUUAAACAUAAGUGUCUUUUAUUUGUCAUUGAUAUUUAUAUUCGAAUUUGUCACUGAUUCAUUCUAAACUCCACGCCAUGAAUUUGUCGUACGAGUUUCACAGUACAUAUUCGACGAAUCUUAUUUCCAACUCGACGUCUUGGAUUGAACUUCACUCUCCAGUGACUUCGGCUGACCAUGGGAACCGUUGGUUUAAACAAAGCAGGCUCCCAGGUGAUCUCGUUUUGACAGCCCAUCAAAAACCAGCCAAUUGGCUGUGGGAACUAUGGCGGCCGCAGUCAGAGAAAAUAACUCUGACACCUUGCUUUCCUAGCUACGUUAUGGACUAGCAAUGCAUUUAGAAUUUUACCUAUACUUACAAAUGGGGCAUUGUGUUUUCAAUUUUUUUAAAAUGAAAUUAUCGUGAAAUGAUACAUCUUUGUUCGCCGAUAAACAACUGAAACUUAGGACCGUCUGAUCAACUACAACAAUCCUUUGCACGCGUUCCCCAAGAUCACCUGGCUCUCUUUCUGCUCUCUCUCAACUCGAUAUAAACUGUCAAGAGGAUGAAUAUAGCAGCAUAUUGCUUCUCUUAGAGUACUUGUAAAAACCGUACAAUUAUUACUAUUUAGUAGUAUAGGGGAUGGGGGUUCCAAAACAGUGACCAACGGAGGAUUACCCGUCUAAAGUGAAUUCCUCGAUUCGUGCCGUUAUUACCCGCAUCACGUGUCUAUGUAGUUAAAUAUGUUAGUCUAUAUAUGGAGUGUGAAGAAUGUAAAGAGUUUGUUUAUGACUUUUGUGUAAAGUGCUUGAAACCUAAGUUUGUACCUACUAA
Messenger RNA from Actinia tenebrosa (Australian red waratah sea anemone), 1525 nucleotides. Its product is annotated as phospholipase A and acyltransferase 3-like. NCBI's taxonomy places the organism in Eukaryota, Metazoa, Cnidaria, Anthozoa, Actiniaria, Actiniidae. The record is from RefSeq and is a predicted model, not a curated record.